GUAAACCUCAGCUCAGCUGUGUGUGUUCUUCUUCUCUUCGAUUACGUUUUGCUGUUUCCCAAAUCCAAUCCUAAUUGGAUUCUAAAAUAAAAUAACAUUGAAAUUAUCUCCUAUCUAUUUACUUUCUUACUACCUCUGACUUCUCCUACCCGGCUUCCGAUAUCGACUUUAUUACUCAGAAGACACUAGUUCCUUCAAAAUCAUGCCAUCAAUGCUUCAUCUUUCUAUUCUCAACUACAAAUAGAAUCGUCAUUUUUAGUAUCUUUCAACCCCACCAACCCUUCUUUAGGGCUUCACGUUACUUGUAUUUAUUUAUUUUUUUUUGUGUCUCUUUUCUCAUUCAAUCCAUCAUUCUUCUGCAAAAUAUCAACAUGCAUUCUCCAAGGAUGAAUCAUGUUCCACUCAGAAGAAGCUUUGAUCAAAUGAGCUCUUCAACCCCACUUGAUAAGGGCUCCCAUGGUCUUGAUCAUGCUGUUGAUGACACUUCCUCUUCUACCAGUGCCAACAAUUUCAACCCCAGAAAGUAUCAAUUGCAGGUAUUUGAAGUUGCCAAGAAGAGGAACACAAUAGCAGUUUUAGAGACAGGAGCUGGGAAGACUAUGAUAGCUGUAAUGCUGAUAAAAGACAUUGCACAAACUAUCAAGUCUAAUGGUCAUAGGAAACUGAUUAUUUUCUUGGCUCCAACUGUUCACCUUGUUCAUCAGCAAUACGAUGUCAUUAAGAUUAAUACUGAUUGUAAAGUGGAAGAAUACUAUGGAUCCAAAGGAGUUGAUGAAUGGACUUUGGACUGCUGGGAGAAAGAAUAUGAUCAAAAUGAUGUAUUGGUUAUGACCCCACAAAUCCUCUUGGAUGUGUUGAGGAAGGCAUUCCUGAGGCUAGAGAUGGUAUGCUUCAUCAUAAUAGAUGAGUGCCAUCAUGCUACUAAAAAUCAUCCUUACGCAAGGGUUAUGAAGGAAUUUUAUCACAAAUCUAAUAGCAAGCCAAAGGUUUUUGGAAUGACAGCAUCACCUGUGGUGAGAAAAGGCGUCUCAUCAGCGAUGGAUUGUGAGGGACAAAUCUCAGAACUCGAAAGCAUCUUGGAUUCUCAGGUUUAUACCAUUGGGGACAGGACAGAGAUGGAAGUAUAUGUUCCCUCUGCGGUCGGAAGUUGUAGAUUUUAUGACCAAUCAAGCUUUGAUAGUUUGGAUUUGACAGAAAAAUUGGAAAUCUCAUGCUCUAAGUUUGAUGCCUCACUAUCAAAGUUGCAAGGAUCAGUGCAAAAUUCUUACAAAGAUAUGGAUGAUAAGCAUAAAACACUUAGAAAGCAGCUGUCCAAUUAUCAUGCAAAGAUCUUAUAUUGCCUAGAUGAACUUGGCCUUAUAUGUGCUUAUGAGGCUGUUAAAGUCUGUCUGGAGAAUGUCCCAAAAGUCCAAGACGAGUGUGAAAUUUACAGAGAAAGUUCAUUGCAAUGCAAAUAUUUUCUUGAGGAAAUAUUGUGUAUAAUUGGGGGAUCUUUGCCUCUGGGUGAAAAAAAUUUUUUGGAUUUUGGUUUUGACUAUACAAAGGCAGUAGAUUUGGGUUACAUAUCUCCAAAAUUGCAUGAACUUCUUCAACUCUUCCUAUCUUUUGGAGGGGCUACACAAGUAUUAUGCCUCAUUUUUGUGGAAAGAAUUAUCGCAGCUAAAGUGGUUGAAAGGUUUGUGAAGAAAGUAAAUUGUUUGGCUCAUUUCACUGUUUCAUAUUUGACUGGAAGUAAUACAUCAGUCGAUUCUCUGGCACCAAAAAUGCAGAAAGAAAUCUUGGAAUCAUUUAGGAGUGGAAAGGUCAAUCUAUUGUUUGCUACUGAUGUCGUUGAGGAGGGGAUUCAUGUACCAAACUGCUCUUGUGUUAUCCGUUUUGACCUGCCAAAGACUGUCCGUAGUUAUGUUCAGUCUCGCGGACGAGCUCGGCAAAAUAACUCCCAGUUCAUCUUGAUGCUUGAGCGGGGAAACAUUAAACAAAGGGAUAGACUUUUUGAUGUCAUUAGGAGUGAACAAUCAAUGGCGGAUACAACUGUGAGUAGAGACCCUGAUUCCUGUGUUCUGAAAGCAUGUACCUUGGGGACAAUGAAUGCCUAUGUUGUGGAUAUAACUGGAGCAUCAGUAACUGCAGACUCCAGUGUCAGUCUCAUACAUCGAUACUGUGAAAAGCUCCCUAGUGACAAGUACUACACACCAAAGCCAAUCUUUAAGUACAAAUCUUUUGACGAGUCUUAUGAGUGUGAAAUGACGCUACCUUCAAAUGCACCUUUCCAAACAAUUGUUGGUCCUCCAAGUAGAAAUAAAAACUUAUCAAAGCAGCUUGUGUGCUUGGAAGCAUGUAAAAAGCUGCAUCAAAUGGGAGCUCUGAAUGAUCAUCUUCUCCCCUUCAUUGAAGAACCUUUUGAAAGCAAUCUCAUUGUUAAAAAGAAUCCAGGUGCAGGAACAACGAAAAGGAAGGAACUGCAUGGGACAAAUCCUAUUCGUGCAUUAUCUGGAAGCUGGGGAGAAAAAGUUGAUGGUGUUGUUUUACAUGCCUAUAAAUUUUACUUCUCCUGUAAUAUUGCUAGUGAGAUUUACUCCGGAUUUAUGUUUUUGACUGAGUCAAAACUUGAUGAUGAUGUGGGAAAUUUUGAAUUGGAGCUAUAUUUGGUCUCUAAGGUGGUUAAGGCUACUGUUUCAUCAUGUGGGAAAGUGCAUUUGGAUGCAGAACAGAUGACCAAAGCAAAGUGCUUUCAGGAAUUUUUCUUCAAUGGCUUAUUUGGAAGGUUGUUUGUUAAAUCCAAAUCAUCUGGAAAAAAUAGAGAAUUUUUACUUCAGAGAGAAACAAAAUCACUGUGGAAUCCAUCAAACAUGUAUUUGCUUCUACCAUUGGAGAUAUUGGGCAUUUCUGGUAUGGAAUCUUGGAGAAUAAACUGGACUGGAAUUAAUGCAUGUGCUGCUGUGGUAGAAUCUUUAAAGGAAAACUCUUAUUUGGGUGCUAAUCAUUCCAAUGGUUACGAAGGAAAUUUGUCACCUCAUAGGACUGACUCCUCUCAGAAAGAAUGCAACAUUGAAGAUAUAAUCCAUUUUGCUAAUUGUUCUGUUGAUGCAAAAGAUCUCAAGAAUAGGGUAGUACUAGCUAUCCAUACUGGAAGAAUCUACUCUACGGUUGAAGUGGUUUGCAAUACAUCUGCAGAGAGUCCUUUUGAUGGAACUGCUGAUGGUGCCCCAUCAGUGUAUACAACCUUCACGGACUACUUCCGUAAAAAGUAUGGGAUUGUGCUGAAACAUCCAGGGCAGCCGUUGUUGCGGUUGAAGCAGAGUCAUAAUGCACACAACCUUCUUGUGAAUUUUAAUGAAGAAGGUGGCUCUGGCAAGGCAUCACAAGCUAAAAAGGCACAGAUUCAUAUUCACAUGCCAUCUGAGCUUCUGAUCACUGUUGAUGUUCCAAUCAAUGUCAUAAAAUCAUUUUACCUACUCCCAUCAUUAAUGCAACGGCUGGAGUCCCUGAUGUUGGCCAGCCAACUUAGAGAUGAGAUUGAUUGCAGUUCCCUUCAUAUACCAAGUUCCUUGAUUUUGGAAGCACUUACGACGCUUAGAUGCUGUGAAAAAUUUUCUAUGGAGCGGUUGGAAUUGCUUGGUGAUUCAGUUUUAAAGUAUGCUAUAAGCUGCCACCUCUUUCUUACAUAUCCAAAAAAGCAUGAAGGCCAAUUGUCUGGUAGGCGUCAAUCAGUUAUUUGUAACUCAACCUUGCAUAAAUUCGGAACAGAUCGCAAGUUACAGGGAUACAUACGGGACAGCGCAUUUGAUGCCCGUCGUUGGGCUGCUCCAGGACAGCUUUCUGUAUUCCCUGUUCCUUGUGAAUGUGGGGUGGAUACUUUAGAAGUACCAUUGGAAGGGGAUUUUUUUUCUGAUGACACAAAAGUUGUGGUGGGGAAGCUAUGUGACAAGGGUCACAGAUGGAUGGGUUCAAAAACGAUAUCUGAUUGUGUUGAAGCCCUCAUCGGAGCAUAUUACGUUGGCGGAGGAUUGGUUGCUGCACUUCAUGUGAUGAAAUGGCUUGGUAUUGAUGCUAACAUUGAGCCCUCAUUAAUAGUUGAAGCCAUUACUUGUGCAUCUGUCCGAUCAUAUGUUCCCAAAACCAAUGAGAUCAAGGAUAUAGAGAAUAAGGUUGGAUAUGAAUUUUCUGUCAAGUUUCUGUUACAGGAGGCCAUUACACAUGCAUCCGUAAAUGAGUUCUACUGUUAUCAGAGGCUUGAAUUUCUUGGAGAUGCUGUUCUGGACUUGCUUAUCACCUGGCAUCUUUAUCAGAGCCAUAGAGAUAUUGAUCCUGGCGAGUUGACUGAUUUACGCUCAGCCUCUGUUAAUAAUGAAAAUUUUGCUCAAGUUGCAGUGCGAAAUAACCUGUAUAAGCAUCUUCAGCAUUCUUCUACUCUACUCUUAAGCCAAAUAACAGAAUAUGUGAAGUCUUUUCCCGAACUCAGUGACACAAUUAGUUCAGGCCCCACCACAAAAGCUCCAAAGGCUCUAGGAGACUUGGUGGAAAGUAUUGUUGGUGCAAUAUUGAUUGACAGCAAGCUUAAUCUUGAUGAAGUGUGGAGAAUAUGUAAACCAUUAUUGUCUCCAAUCGUGACCCCUGAUAAACUUGAACUCCCUCCACUGCGUGAACUGAACGAAUUGUGCGACUCUCUAGGAUACUUUAUUAACACAAAAUGUGCUCACAAGGGGGAAAUGGUGCAGGCAGAGUUGAGAUUGCAAUUGGAAGACACUCUUCUGGUUGGACAAGGGCUGGAGAGGAGCGCAAAAGCUGCAAAAGGAAAUGCAGCUUCACAGUUGUUGAAGCAACUUGAGACUAGAGGAAUUCGCAAAGGUGUAUCCAAAACAAGGAGACUGAGCCCUGAUCAUUGUGAUGAUUCAUCUUGUCUCCACUUGGAUAAUAAAGUCAGCGGGCAGACAUCUGAUGAAUAUUUGCCAGAACAAGCAGCCUGUAAAAAGCUCAAGGGAUCUGAAAUUCAAAACCCUGUCUGUGACUCUUCCAAAAAAGCCUGCAGUUCCACCAAUGCAACCCCAAUUAUUGCACCUAUCAACAUGAAGAAAGGAGGGCCUCGAACCUCACUUUUCCAACUUUGCAAGACUAUGCUAUGGCCAAUGCCCACAUUUGAUACCACAGAACAUAAAUCAAGGACUCCCAUGAUAUUUGAUGAAAUUUCUGGGAAGAGAGAGGGAUUUAACAGUUUUAUUUCAAAAAUCACUCUGCAUAUACCAGGAUCUGGCAAUAUUGAGUGCACAGGAGAUCCCAGAGCUGAUAAGAAAAGUUCAUUUGAUUCUGCCGCACUACUCAUGCUCAACAGUUUUGAACGAGAGGGUAAAAUCAUCAUAAGUGAUUCCUAAAUUCUACCAGUAUCAAAAUUUGUUUCAAUUAUUAUCGCAACAAAUAAUAGAUGGUGAUAUUUUUUCAUUGAUCGCCAUCUUUAUUUGUCACCUAACUUAAAGUAGAGCAAUGAGGAAACAUGUUGGUGACUUGUCCAGUAAUUUAUUGGCCAUGAACCUAGCGUGAGAAUAGAAGCUUUAUGUGCAGAGACUAACUUAAAGCAUCAUCCUCCAUUUUAUUUUGUACACAAACCUUUCAUGCCCUUUAAUGAAGGUGUACAGUGAACUGGGUUCUAUAUUAUCAAAUAAUAAACUUCUGCAGAUGAUUAUCAGUGAUCA
This is a messenger RNA of Mangifera indica (mango), 5687 nucleotides long. Its product is annotated as endoribonuclease Dicer homolog 3-like. The transcript is spliced from 25 exons. Gene Ontology annotation, cellular component: cytoplasm; nucleus. Gene Ontology annotation, molecular function: ribonuclease III activity; RNA binding; ATP binding. The record is from RefSeq and is a predicted model, not a curated record. Bases 372 to 5369 code for a protein of 1665 amino acids. Gene Ontology annotation, biological process: siRNA processing. Lineage: Eukaryota; Viridiplantae; Streptophyta; Magnoliopsida; Sapindales; Anacardiaceae.